AUGAGAGAAGCCGGCUUUGGCGCCCAGGAUCUUUCGCAAUUCGCCACUUUGCUAUUGUCUGCUUCUGCCGAUCCACGUCGGCAGCCGCUAGCGUUCAGAUUGUUCCAAGUGGCACACCAGGCCGGGUCAGACGAUGCUGGCUACUUCUGGGCAAGCAUGGUGCUGCAAAACACUGCACCUCCACCACCCUCGGGCGAUGCGAACGGCAGAGUCCAGGAGGCUUUGACGCUCUAUCAGCAACUCUCGGCGGCCGGCAAUGCACGCGGCUCCCUAGGCGUAGCCAGGUUGCUUCUUCAACGGGUGCAGAGAGCGCAGGUCGAAAAGGCACAGCGGCCUGCACUGAUCGAGCAAGCCGUCAAACUGUAUACGCAGGCGGGCGAAAAGGGCCUCGCGGAAGCGUGGUAUGAUCUUGCGCUGCUGUUUCAAGAAUCACGCUUCAACCCACCAGAUCAGCAGCGUGCUCGCGAUUAUCUGCACAAGGGCGCCCAGCUGGGUCAUUCGGGAUGCCUCUUUGCGCUUGGCAUGGAUCACUUGCUCGACAACGAGACUGGCGACAAAGCAGAAGCAUUCCGACUGUUCAAGCAAGCCGCCGAGCAAGGCGAUGCGCAGAGCAUGUUCCAAGUAGGCUCGUUCUACUUUUUGGAUCGCGACAAGAUGGCUCAGCAUCCGGAUGUCACGGCAGGUGACAAGACUAUGAAACAGGCGCACAAGGACACAUUCGGCGUCGAGGCCAAUGACAUUGAAGCUCGAUUCUGGCUUGAAAAGUCGGCACAGUGCGACUAUCCGCCCGGCAUCUUGCAGCUUGCAACGUUGCUUGGUCAGCAUCGUGCGCUUGAUCCCAGCUUGCAUCAAGUGCGUGGUCUUCGAAGCAUCGACAAGGCUCAAGCCGAUCAGCUGUCGUAUGCACUGUUGGCAAAGCUUCUUGCCAUCCUCAAGACGUCGGGCAACCUGCCUUCGCUGCCAUCUCAAAAAGGCCAAUGGUCCAACAGCCAGUUCAACGGCCUCAUUCCUCAGGCACAAGCCAUGUACGAAAAGCUCGAGAAGAAGAUUGGCGAUUCCAGCGACAAGGAAUAG
Messenger RNA from Sporisorium graminicola, 1074 nucleotides. RefSeq lists its product as uncharacterized. The record is from RefSeq and is a predicted model, not a curated record. The transcript has a single exon. Gene Ontology annotation, molecular function: protein binding. NCBI's taxonomy places the organism in Eukaryota, Fungi, Basidiomycota, Ustilaginomycetes, Ustilaginales, Ustilaginaceae. Bases 1 to 1074 code for a protein of 357 amino acids.